Molecule: messenger RNA, 5472 nt
Organism: Diachasma alloeum
Lineage: Eukaryota; Metazoa; Arthropoda; Insecta; Hymenoptera; Braconidae
Product: myelin regulatory factor
Exons: 7
Coding region: 712-4164 (1150 amino acids)
Biological process (GO): positive regulation of DNA-templated transcription; protein autoprocessing
Cellular component (GO): nucleus; endoplasmic reticulum membrane
Molecular function (GO): DNA-binding transcription factor activity; sequence-specific DNA binding
Source: RefSeq, a predicted model, not a curated record
CAAAUCACUCCCAACUCCCGACACCUUUCAAAACCCCCGAUAAACAAAAAUACAGGCGAAUUAUUUCGAGGCAAAACAUUAAAAUCAGGUCCCCUGCAAGAUCAUCACGUGACCGUGUCGCUCUAGCGACUGACACGCAAAUGUGUUCUCCCAUGUUGCGCGCCUCGGAGGGGUCCGUCGGAGUGGUCGGAGUAUCGCAGCGUGCACCAGCAGCAGCCUGCCUCAGUGGGCGCAUCACAAACGCUACAAUCGCAAAAUAAAUCAGCUGGAGACCAGAAAUAAAGAACUCCGGGGUUAGUUCCGCGUUCGUGCGCUCAAUAAUAACGAUAAAUACGAUAGUGAACCAGUGACAAUGGAUUGUGGAGGGUUUAAAAUGAGUUAAACGUGAGAUUUAAAGUGUCCAAACACUUCCGCUGGGUUUCUAAGGCCCCUGGUGUCCCCCCGGAGCUGAUGUUUUCACCUGCAGGCGUUUAUUUUCAUCACAAUUAGAGAGUGCUGUUUCAUAUUCUUGGAAGUUAAACUGUAAAAAUUGCUCGCUGACAGUUCGCAGUGACGUUUACCCUGUGCUAUCGUUUUAUUUUUAUUUUUUACCGUUUUAUUCAUUAUUUUCGAUUUGUUAUGAUGAUGUGGUGCGUGCUGGGGAGAAGUGGAAAUACACGAAAUGGGGCACGUUGAGGCCCGGAAGGGAUACCGGGUGUCAUCGACGGAGGUAUGGAUGUCAUCGGGGACGGUGAUGAGCAGACCCUUCAGGCCAUUCUCGGAAGGGGCGAUUUCGUAGGCGGAAUCGACAAUGAAGCACUAGAUUUUUCUCAACUCGAGGAUUUCAUCAACAGUGACAGUCCACAUCCAGCAACUUACUUCGCAGACACCUUAGCGCACAAUGAGACAGCGGUCCCAUCCCACAACGGCCGAGUGGAUGGAGGCCCGCAUCCUCCCACCCGUCUCCCCUCCCCCAUCACUCAAAAUCACCAGGUCCAGACCUCCUGUCCCCCGGGGACGACAGCGGUCCCCGCCAAUUCCACCCCCUACAAGGAUUCCCAAGCCUACGUUCACCCUCACGCCCUCCCCGAGAGCCCCCCGGACAGUGGUUCGGAGCCUCCGUACUCUCCCCCUGGCCACCACGAGUCCCAGCACGUCCACUCGCCCCACCAAAAGUCCGCAGUCCAGGACAUUCUGCUCCAUCACCCGGGGAAUGGGAUGACCUACCCAGCCUCGAACCUCCUGCCGCCCUCGCCGAGGACCCUGGGCUCCUCGGCGGAUCCCCUCCUCCUGAGUCACCCCGUCCUCACCCCCCUCCUCGCCCCAGUGACAGCAAACCUGUCGUCCUCCUCGUCGUCAUCGUCCUCGUCGUCCUCGCCCUCCUCCCAACAGAUGGCCUCCUCCCUGCCACUUCCCCACGAGCACAGCCCCAGUGGCAUCACAACCCUCUACUCCUCCCUCCAAUCGGCACCGAAGAAACGAAAACUCAGCCAAGACAGUAUGAUCCACGUCAAGCAGGAGCCAGAGCUCGGGACAAUCGAGCACAGCUGCUCCAGCAGUGGUGCAGUCCUCGAGAGUGAGGAGGUCAACGGCGAUAACUCGUACAUUGACUCGAGUUAUCAGUGCAUCAGGUUCCAUCCCUUUCAGCAGACGACCUGGCACGCACUCUGCGAUCACAAUUUGAAGGAGCUACCGACACCGCAUUACAGAGUCGACGCCGAUAAAGGAUUCAACUUCAGUAAUUCGGACGACGCAUUUGUCUGCCAGAAGAAGAAUCACUUCCAGAUCACUUGUCACGCGCAGCUGCAGGGGGACGCAGUGUUCGUUAGGACGGGGGAGGGAUUGAAGAAGAUCAGCAGUUUUCAGCUGCAUUUUUACGGGGUCAAGGUGGAAUCGCCGAGCCAGACGAUCAGGGUGGAGCAGAGCCAGAGUGACAGGAGCAAGAAACCCUUUCAUCCAGUGGUCACCCCUUUCAGGGUGGAACUGGGUGGCGAGCGUGUCACGAAGGUGACAGUAGGUCGUCUCCACUUUUCCGAAACGACAAGCAAUAACAUGAGAAAAAAAGGCAAGCCAAAUCCAGACCAAAGGUACUUCCAUCUAGUAGUGGGUCUCCACGCUCACACAUCAGAUCAAUCGAGUUAUCAAGUUGUGGCACACGCAUCGGAGAGGAUAAUAGUGCGAGCGAGCAAUCCAGGGCAAUUUGAGUCCGAGGGGACGGGGGUGGGAACAGAGGGUGGCUGGCAGAGGGGAGGUGCCCCAGACAGUGUUUACCACGCAGGAAGAGUCGGGAUCAACACAGACAGGCCCGACGAGGCCCUCGUGGUCCACGGGAACAUGAAGGUGACAGGGCACAUUGUCCAGCCGAGUGAUGCGAGGGCCAAGCAAAAUGUCCAGGAGGUCGACACCAAGGAGCAGCUGCGGAAUGUCCAGCAGUUGAGGGUCGUCAAGUACAGAUACGUCCCUGAAUUCGCUCUGCACUCUGGUCUGGGCAUAAAAACCUCGGAGGACACUGGAGUCAUCGCCCAAGAGGUCCAGCAAAUUAUUCCAGAGGCUGUUUUGCCAGCCGGUGACAUCGUCCUCCCAAAUGGUCAGAGGAUCGAGAACUUUCUGGUGGUGAAUAAAGAGAGAAUCUUCAUGGAGAAUGUCGGAGCUGUGAAGGAGCUCUGCAAAGUCACUGACAGCCUGGAGACGAGGAUCGAUCAGCUCGAGAGGAUAAACAAACGCCUGGCUAAGCUCAAGAGGGGCGACAGCCUGAAGAGCUCGGUGAGCACAGUGUCGAGCAUUGCCUCUGGCAAGUACAUCCCCUCCAACAAGAAGAAUUCAGUCUCAAGGAGGUGCGAGAGGGAGGAGGACCUCCUCUGCAGCAACAAGUUCAUCCAGAUAAUAAUUGUCAUUCUGAUUUUAAUAAUGGCAUUUUGUCUCGUGGCGAUGGCAACUCUCUACUUCAUGGAGUACCAGAAGCGAAGCUCGCUGGAGUGGACUGCUGUUGCUGGCGGUGGAAUCAUGGGAAUCGGUCCAGCUCCAACUGCACCAACAACUCCCAAUUACAAUUCCAGGUUCAAUCCUCUGGUGCACAGCACUGCCUCCAACUAUCAGACUAAGCAGAGUGGAUUCAGCAGGGGUCCGGACAAUCAGGCGACGGUCAAGGAUGUGGGCCUGUCUACCCUGGCACCUGACACGAAGAAGCAGAUUUAUUCACAAGAGAUCACGUCGUGGUACCCCUUCGGACACUCUGGGGGACAAGGCAAGCACGAGAAGAAUAACGAGUUCCCCAGUAAUUGGUUGAGCAGGAAUGGCGGGGGAGUUGUGCCCAGUAACGUUGAUGAGAAUGAUCCUGGAGAGGUGGAGAGUGCUGGCAAGGGUCCUGCACCGCUGGGGAGACCCCCCAAGUGUCCUAUGCACUACACGGCCUUAGGAAAUUCGUGUCAGGUUUAUUGCUGCACUGAUAUCCACCCCCUGGAGGAUCCACAUCCUGAGCAUCCACCGGAGAAGAAACCCAUGUCAGAUCACCUGGAGCAUCCACUCAGUUUAGAAGAGAAGAAGAAGGUGAAUAAAGGUCUCCAGAAUGGCAUCAGCCCUGCUGACUCCAACACUCAGACACUCGUCAAAGAGACAAACUUCAAAUAUUUGCAUAAGAGAAGUCGAAGAGAGGCAGGUGGAGGUGAAUGGGGAGAAGUGGCGUCCAAUGCAGCAGGAUCCCUCCCACCGGAGCCAAAACCUCAAUUACAAAUAGUCGCAAAGACAUUCAAUGCAACCCUCGAUCAGAGAUACUGCUCGGUGACAUCCCCAGGGACUCCCAACAACUUCAGUUGCGAUGUACCACUGUCCAAACACAUGCCAGACACCCACUUGACCCUUCACUUCGUGGGGAUGCCCUGGUACUGGCAGAUUGUCCAGCUCUGUCCGAUCCCCUCGAAUCCUGCGGACGAGUCCAUGGUCUGCGGUUGGGGGUACACUAUUCAACAGCAGCAGCAGCAGCAGCAGCACCAGCAGCAGAUCAAGUACACUGAGAAUGCCAAUCAGCAUGGGGACCAGUCGUUCUCCCUUGAUGUGGCGUUUUACCUGAGGAAGACCCUCAGAUUCAGAGUUCCCACUGUUCAGCCUCAAGAGGAUGUCUGCAAAAAUGGACAUGCGAGUGAUUACAUUGAAUUCACUCUGCACUUCCAUCGUGACUGCGACGGUUGAAUGAUUGUACUCUUGAGAUUGGUCGAUUACUACUAACGAUGCAGGAUUUCGUUGGAUCCACUCCAAUUGGAGACUAUUUUACUUCAACACUCAACGUUCUUGAUGAAUCGUGCGAUCCAUGCUUCGGUGAUAACGAAAUAUAUAAAUAAACAGAGAAGAAAGACACGAAUAUGAGGAGUAAGGGGAGCAGAGAUUAAAGUUUUGGGGAGGAAUUGUAUCGGAACAAUUCGUCGAGCAAAAUAAUUGGCGUUUUUUUCCAUAAAAAAAGUGCACAAGACUAUUGUAAUCAUGAUGAUAAUCUACUUAUUCUGAACUGCAUCUGUACAUUUUUCAUAAAUCAUUCCAAUUACUCGAGGAAUUUUAAUUCAUCAUCACAUUUAUUCCAAAUUUGUUGGAUAUUUUUUGAUAACUUCAAGUACCUACUCUAGUUAUUUUAUACUUAAGUUUCAUUGUUGAAAUUUUUUUGCCUCAUUAUUGGAGAAUCUCUUAUAACGAAAUAGUAUUAAUCUAGGUAUAUUCUGGAAGAGGUAAAUGUAAGGAAUGAAAUUUCUUUUUAAUAGUUGAGGAAAGAAAUGAGAACGGAGGUGAAUGGGUUGGGGCGGUUUUUACGAAGGAAAUUUCCAUGAAAUCGAUGAAAUUAAUUCUUAAGAGACUAGAUACACUUGUAAAUACAGCCCAAUGAUAUUCCACUGAGAAAGUAUUGAUUAGUUAUAAAAUUAAAAUGAAGAACAAAUGAGAGAGAGAGUUGAUUCAUGAUUACUCUUAUGAGAUACUGAAGAUCUUUGGCUUUGAGCUUUUUCAUUUAUAGUCUCGAUUAUUCCCACAUCAUUGCUAAAUGAUACAGUUGAAAGGUGCAAUAAUGAAGAAUGAAUCUCGUAAUUUUACUUUGAAACAAGAGAUAUUUGUAAUGAGUAAUAUAAAUGUCAACGAAACUGAAGAGAGAAUUUUUCAAAAAAAGUGAAAUAACUCGAUUAUCCCGAUCAUUGGAAUCAACAGAGAGAAUUGAGAUUUUUUUUGUUUUUAGGUUUUUAGUCUAUUUUUAAAGCAUGACAUAAUGUAUAGAAUUUUUAGAUAACUAGUCCCCGUAAAAUGACUCCGGCAGACGCUAAAGUGAGGAAUUCUUUGUUUUCUUCCCCUUCUGACGCUAAAUGUCUAUUGUUUAGGAUUAGAUUAUCAGUGCCUUGUGGAUUUACCUGUAUAUUUGAUGAUAAAAUUUUAUGUAAAAUGUAUUAUUGUACUGCAUAUUUAUUAAUAUAUCAUUGAAAUUAUAAUAUUAUAGCGGUAGAAUAAAGAAUAUUGCUCUGUGAA